This is a messenger RNA of Protopolystoma xenopodis, 378 nucleotides long. NCBI's taxonomy places the organism in Eukaryota, Metazoa, Platyhelminthes, Monogenea, Polystomatidea, Polystomatidae. The record is from the annotation of a GenBank genome assembly.
AUGGGGGUGGGUGGGCGCACGUUCGUUCCGGGGUCAGUACCAAUCAGUUCAAGAGAGCGAGGAGGCCAGGCGGUUGUCCAGGUGUGGAUGCAACUGGGUUUCGGUCGCCCGAUCUGGUUCCCUUGCUCGUGUCGUGCCGAGGAAGCUGGGGAUGCUAACGGGCUGGUGGGCUGUGUGUCUCGUGGCCAUGAGGUCGGCUUCUCGGUCAGUUACUGGCUUGUGCGCUUCUCUUCAUCCGGCCUCUGGAUCCAGGCCUUUCAACAGCACUCUUCGCUUAACCUGCCAAAUACACCGACCUUCUGCACCUGUCUUCAUAAUCGCACCGGCCUUGACCGACUCCGCCGGACCGACAGAGGAGACACUCAAAGCACAUACUAA